Mytilus trossulus (common blue mussel) is the source of this 1332-nucleotide messenger RNA. Its product is annotated as BTB/POZ domain-containing protein 6-B-like. The record is from RefSeq and is a predicted model, not a curated record. Gene Ontology annotation, molecular function: protein binding. NCBI's taxonomy places the organism in Eukaryota, Metazoa, Mollusca, Bivalvia, Mytilida, Mytilidae. The transcript has a single exon. Gene Ontology annotation, biological process: neurogenesis. Gene Ontology annotation, cellular component: cytosol. The coding region runs from base 1 to 1332 and encodes 443 amino acids.
AUGAGCAACCUAGCCUUGAAAUUAAAAGACGCAUUUCGAGAGCAAUUGUUUUGCGAUGUAAGACUUACACUACAGAACGGAAUCGUUUUAAAAUGUCAUUCAGUUGUGCUACUUAUAAACUCAGAUUUUUUCCAAGGCAGAUUGAGUGGAAGGUGGGACCAGAACACGACAAUUGACUGUACAACAUUUCCAUCUGAUAUUAUGACAAUACUUAUUAAAUAUUUGUAUGGCAUUAACCCAAGUUUAAAUAUAGAUGUAAUACCAGAUAUACUACAAGCAUGUGACUAUUAUGCCUUCAAUGAACUAAAACUUAAAUGUAUUACAUACAUUGAUGAAAACAUAAGUAGGGAAACUGUGUUUAGUAUUUUAGCUUUAAGCGAAGAAUUUACUUUAACCAAUAUUUCUACCAAGUGUCUGAAUUUCAUCGACACUGAAGUUGAAAAUUUACUUCUGAAUUUUCCAGAUGGAUUUUAUGAUUUACCGAUUAGCAUUGUUCUUAAAAUAAUAACUCGUGACAAUCUACAAAUACACGAACAAUUCCUGUUUGACUGUCUUAUUAUAUAUGAAGAAAAGUACAAGAAAGAUGAUAUUUGGAAACAGAUUAAAUAUCACGUUAGAUAUCUAUCUAUGUCCUUGGAAUAUUUUGUUUGUAAGGUAGUUCAGAGAAAUAUUUUACCUGCUGGUGUUACCAACAAAAUUUUACUGUAUUUAUCAUCAAAUGAUAAUGUCGAUUUUUCUGGUUGUAGCAUAAUUUCUUAUCCAAGGAACGUAGAUUCGGAAGGUGAUAUCUACGUAAAACGUUUUUUUGGCAAAAGUUCUGAUUCAUCAUGGGAACCGGACACAUUAGUAGAUGAUCGUCUUACUUUUUCUGUGAGCAGAAACAUUAAACUGAAAUCUGUAAUACUGUAUGGCAGUCCGAAUGAAUCAUUUAUAUAUUCACUGUCUAUCUACGAACAAAACGGUGAUCUAAUCCAGAAUUGUAAAACAAGGGUUUUGUUCCAAACAACUGUUUUCCCAAUUGUUGUGCCUAGUAAGCAUAUUCGUUGGAUAGGUGACAAAAGAGAUCAAUUUGUUGACAGCGUUGAAAGUAAAUUGACCAUUGAUAACUUGUCGAACCAGUUAGACACGCUUGAUAUAACUAAUGAAAAUUUUCAUACUGACCUUAACGAAUUAGUCGAAAGUUUAAAUAAAGUGUUUCUUGAUUCAGCCAUUGAAAACUUCGGAAAUAAACCCGCCAAAAUUAAUCGAAAUUCAAAACAACAUCAACCGUGGUUUUAUGCGCAAUGUCGUUUAAAACGAGAUAAUUUUCACCAAGCAAAGAAAAAAACAUAA